Messenger RNA from Eriocheir sinensis (Chinese mitten crab), 4391 nucleotides. RefSeq names its product WD repeat-containing protein 35-like. Gene Ontology annotation, biological process: non-motile cilium assembly; protein localization to cilium; intraciliary retrograde transport. Bases 98 to 3265 code for a protein of 1055 amino acids. Gene Ontology annotation, molecular function: protein binding. The transcript is spliced from 21 exons. Gene Ontology annotation, cellular component: intraciliary transport particle A; non-motile cilium. The record is from RefSeq and is a predicted model, not a curated record. NCBI's taxonomy places the organism in Eukaryota, Metazoa, Arthropoda, Malacostraca, Decapoda, Varunidae.
UUUGAACUAAAAUGCUUUAAAGUGAUGUUUGUUGAUUUCAGCUUUUAGUUUCUUCUAUCUAGCAAUCUUUUAUUUUCAGGGUUCUUGGUAUGAAGAAAUGAUAAAUAAUCGGAAUAAAUCUGUUGUACGGGGUAUGGCAUGGAAUACUGAUGGCCAGAAGAUUUGCAUUGUGUAUGAAGAUGGUGCAGUUAUUGUGGGAAGUGUGGAUGGAAACAGGAUUUGGGGCAAAGAACUAAAGGGCCAUCACCUCAUGGGUGUAGAAUGGUCCCCUGAUUCUUGUUUGCUGCUCUUCUCACUCCACAAUGGAGAAGUUCAUGUGUAUGACAAUACAGGGGGGUUUGUUAAUCGGCUAAAUAUCCAGUGUCUGGGCAGCAUGGGUCUGGGUGCCAUGGUUGUUGGCCUUACCUGGUAUAAUGGACGCAAUGGUUAUGUUGAUCCUGAUUGUCCCACUCUGGCGAUCUGUUAUGACAAUGGAAGGAUGCAGAUUAUGCGGAAUGAAAGUGAUGACAUGCCUAUAUUGAUAGAUACUGGCAUGAGUGUGUGUGCCUGUCAGUGGAAUCACAAUGGCAGUGUGAUGGCUGUGGCAGGCACCCUUCAUCUGUCUGGCAUUGGGGAAAAAGACUGCAAUGUUGUUCAGUUUUAUAAUCCCUUUGGAGAGCACUUACGAACCCUGAAAGUGCCUGGUAAGCAGAUUACUGCCUGCUCAUGGGAGGGAGGAUCUCUGCGAAUUGCCCUAGCUGUCGACUCCUUCAUCUACUUUGCCAAUAUCCGUCCAGAUUACCGGUGGUGCUUUUUUUCUAAUACAGUUGUAUAUACAUUUACCAAGCCAGAGCGCUCUGAAGCUUGUGUCACUUUCUGGGACACCAAAAAUAAUGAGCACUUCAUCAAGCAUAUAAAGUAUCUGAUGGGAAUGGCAGCAUCUGGGGAACAUUGUGUGUUGGCAGUACGAACAGAUGAUGGCUCUGGGCAGUUUGGUCUCAUCAUCUGCAAUGCUAUUGGAACACCAGUGGAUAGUAAAUACAUUGACAUUGAACCUCAUUACUUGGCAAUGACAAGUAGUUAUGUAUUUGCUGCUUCAAAAGAGAACUUCUACCUGUGGCAUUUCAAGACUCCCAAGGCCCACAGCUCCAUUGAACUGAUAAGUACUGUGAAAUCAGAUCGGCAGGAGAGACUUUACCACAUUGAUGAUGCUCCCACUGGCAUGUCUGAUAUUUUUAGAGAAGGGGACAAGCUAUAUGAGGCCACCAAUGACCCCAUAUGCUGCAUGACUGCAAGUGAGAGAAUACUAGUCGUUGGAAGAGAGUCCGGGGCUCUUCAGCGAUACACCUUACCUCAUGUUGCCCUGACAGCUCGCUACACCUUGCCAUGCCGCCCUCACCGCCUUGCACUUAACUGUAAUUCUUCACGCUUGGCCAUCAUUGAUAUUACUGGGUUACUUACCUUCUUAGACCUGGACAUUCGAUCUUCAGACAGCAGUGGAGCUGAAGUGAUGGGAUCAAUACUGAAGUUUGAACGAAAAGAUGUGUGGGACAUGUGUUGGGCUCAAGACAACCCAGAGCUGUUUGCUAUGAUGGAGAAGACACGCAUGUAUGUGUUUCGAAAUAUGGACCCUGAGGAACCCAUAGCCAGCUCUGGCUACCUUUGCAACUUUCAAGACCUUGAGAUACGUGCUGUGUUGUUGGAUGAAGUGAUGAAUGAACCAGAGUCUCCAACUAUGGACCACUUGUUGACCUUGGAGGUGAAGAGUCUGCGAGACACUCGGGAUUUGCUGGAGAAGGUGUCCAUCAAAGAUGCUGCAGCUUUCAUUGAUGAGAACCCUCACCCCAGACUUUGGCGUUUACUAGCUGAAGCUGCUCUAGAGAAGCAAGAUCUUAAAAAUGCUGAGGCAGCUUUUGUCCGGUGCAAGGAUUAUCCUGGUAUUCAGCUAGUAAAAAGGAUUUCAAACAUUCAAAAUGAAGCUCUUAGAAAAGCAGAAGUGGCAGCAUACUUCAAGGAUUUUGAUGAAGCAGAAAGGUUAUACCUAGAAGUGGAUCGCAGGGAUCUCGCUAUCUCCCUUCGGCGCAAGUUGGGGGACUGGUUCAGAGUUGUGCAGCUCCUCAAGUCUGGUUCAUUUGGAGACGAUGUACAGAUGGAAGAAGCCUUAAACAACAUUGGACAUUACUAUGCUGAUAGACACAAAUGGGAUGAAGCUGUGAAGCAGUUUGAAGCUGCUCAUAACCAUGAAAUGCUAAGUACAUGCUACUAUCAACUAGAAGAUUUUGAAUCUCUUGAAUCUCUUGUCCGAUCAUUGCCAGACAAUUCUACCCUUCUGCCAUCCAUAGCUGAAAUGUUUACCAGUGUUGGAAUGUCUCAACAAGCUGUUGCAGCUUAUAUGAAAUGCAAUCAGAUUAAGUCUGCGAUAGAUACUUGCGUUGCUUUGAAUCAGUGGCAUGAAGCUGUGGAACUUGCUAAGGAACAUAAUGUGACGGAGAUUAGUGCCCUACUUGCUCGCUACGCUUCUCAUCUCUUAGAUAAAGGCAACCGUCUCCAGGCUAUUGAAUUAUAUCGCAAAGCAGACAAACUUCUUGAUGCUGCAAAAUUAUUGUAUCAGAUUGGAGAAGAAGAAGGCAAGAAAAAAACACAUCCUUUACGUGCCAAGAAACUGUAUCUCCUGGCUGCUCGGCUGGUACAGGAGCACAACUCCAAGAUGAAGAAUACCAUGAAGGAGGAAGGAAGUCGGAGUGCAGCCUUGAUGGGUCUGUUUGAUGAUGGACUCACUGGAGACAAAGAUAAAGGAAGCCAAUACAACAACAUGUUGGACAGUCCUUGGAAGGGAGCAGAGGCCUAUCACUUUUUUCUCCUGGCCCAGCGUCAGCUUUAUGAAGGUUAUGUUGAUGCAGCAAUGAAGACAUGCCUUCAUUUAAGAGAAUAUGAAGGUAUUCUUGAUCCUGAAGACAUAUAUGGCCUUUUGGCUCUGGCCUCUUGUGCUAAUCGUGCCUUUGCAACAUGUUCUCGAGCAUUUAUAAAACUUGAAGCAAUUCCUGAGAUCAACAGUGAAAGAAGGGAAGCAUAUGAGGAUCUAGCUAUGAAUAUUUUCAUGAAGUACAGUCCAAAGGAUUCCCGCAGCAAUAGAGCUGAAUGCACCAACUGUGAAACCAUGAUUCCUGAUUGGAUUAGUGUGUGUCCAAGCUGCAACACCCGCUUUGCCACUUGCAUUGUUACUGGUCGACCAAUAAUGGAUGUGACAGCCGUGGACAUGUCAGUCCUGCAAGCACUCUGCACUUGAACAAGACAUGACGAUGCGAACUCACUGUCCUCUUUGUCAUGUUGUCAUUGCUAAUUAAUAAUGUUUAAUUUUUUUCAAGGACCACAAGUUUCGACUGAAUUCAUUAUGAGAGCAUUGUAUAUUGCUAAUUAAUAAUGUUUAGUAUUUUCAAGGGCCACAAAUUUCCACUGAAUUUAAUAUUAUGAGAGCACCGUGUUUGAAAUAGUUUAACUAAUCAGUCUAUGAAGCCUUAUCCUAUAUUGAGCACUCUGUCCAGUGCAGUGAGGGUGUCAAGACCCAAGUCAUCAACUCUUCUGCAGUAGGACAGCAUACUAAGUUCUCUUCCAUAUGAUGAGGCUCUUCACUGAGAGGAUGUGGGUGCAAAAGGUCAUGAAAGGAAUCCAUUACUCACUCCACCACAUGGACCUGGUGGAGAGGAGUCGACGGGAGGGUGAUGGACUACGUUGACCCUCCACCCUGGGCAGUAGAGGUAGCCAGAAUCUACAUUGCACCACCAUCCAGCAGCAAAGGCAGGUGCUCAAAAUAGACCCCACGCAUGCACAGGAGACUAUCACCCACACGAGUACAUCAUGGACAGGUUGAUUAACCGGGAGAGUAGCAAGAAUGCGACAGCCUUCGUCCGUGGAGAGGAGUUGCAGAAUUGGAGGACCAAUGACCAAUGCUCCACCUUGCAGACACUCCUACAUGCAUGACAUGAUGGUUUGCACAGAUUCAUUUACUGCACUCCAGACCUCUACUCAGACAUAACACACCAAGAGAACUUCAGACUAGUGACACUGAUACUCGAUAUUCAAUUGACUGAGAGAUGAGGGAUGAACUUUGACAUUAGCCUGGAUACAUUGUCAUGUGGGUAUCCUGCAAAAAGAGGCAGCUGACUUAAAAGCCAAGAGAGCCCUGACUGAAGAGUCACAAUUGAUGUCCCACUCAGCCUGCAGAAACCAAAGCAGUUGGAAAGAUGAAGAUGACAGACAGAUGAGCAAGGUGCUAUUACAGGGCAUCGAAGCUAACUUGGCAUCCCUUCAGUGGCAUGCACACACAACCAGCCACUAUAGUAUUCCCAUUUGAAACUGGCCGGUGGGGUGUAGGCCUAUGCGGGUCAGCCCUACCACACACUCUCAAGACUCUC